Messenger RNA from Lodderomyces margitis, 1365 nucleotides. RefSeq names its product lipase family protein. The transcript has a single exon. Gene Ontology annotation, biological process: lipid catabolic process. Lineage: Eukaryota; Fungi; Ascomycota; Pichiomycetes; Serinales; Debaryomycetaceae. Gene Ontology annotation, molecular function: triacylglycerol lipase activity. The record is from RefSeq and is a predicted model, not a curated record. The coding region runs from base 1 to 1365 and encodes 454 amino acids.
AUGUUGAAAAUAAUUGCCCUUCUUUUCCUAUCAACAACUCUUUAUGCAUUGAAACUACCGCUAGUUCCUCCCGAUCAGGAUCCUUUUUACGUGGCGCCUCCUGAUUAUGAAUCUGCUCCAUUGGGAACCAUACUAAGAUCACGACCAACUCCUAACAAACUAGUCAAUCUAUGUUUCACUUUUGAGCUAAAACGGUCUUGGCAGAUUUUGUAUCGAUCACAAAACUCCUUUGGUGAAGCGACAGCUAUAGUAAUGACGGUGAUGGAGCCAUUCAAUUAUCAGCCAUCAAAAGUAUUGUCAUAUCAAACAUUCCAAGAUUCAGCCAAUAUCAAUUGCAGCCCCAGCUACGGGUUCCAAUUUGGAGCACCCUUGUCGACAAUUGCUUCACAAUUAGACAUGAGGUUCCUAGUGCCAGCUUUACAACAAGGCUACUUCGUCAUCAGCUCUGACUACGAGGGUUUCAGCUCCAGCUUUGUUGCUGGGAGACAACUGGGAUUUGCAGUUUUGGAUGGAGUAAGAGCCAUGCUAAAUUCGCAAAGCAUUACAGGUAUAGACCCUCUGGCAAAAGUCGUGUUGUGGGGAUAUUCAGGCGGUAGUAUUGCUUCAGGUUGGGCAGCUAGUUUGCAACCCACAUAUGCCCCAGAGUUGAAGCAAAACUUGUUGGGCUGUGCAUUGGGUGGCUUUGUCACAAAUAUAACGGCCACAGCCGAGAUUACCGAUGGAGGGAUCUUUGCUGGGUUGAUUCCAUUGGCACUCCAUGGUUUAUCCAACGAGUACCGCGACUUUAAGGAAAUUAUCAAUGAAAAUGUUGAUCCACAGCAUAUGAAUUUUUUCAAACAAGGUUCAGAACGUUGUUUUGCAGGGGGUUUGAACUUUUUCCGUUUCCGAAGAUUUUUCCAAGGCACUAAUCGUACAUUUCCACGCGGGUUUGAUUUGCUUCAUGAUAAAACCAUUGGCAAAAUCAUUGAAGAUAACUGUGUUUGCCACUUGAAUCGGACUUUUCUACCGCAAAUUCCUAUUUUUCUUUACCAUGGUUUAUUUGAUGAGAUUGUACCAAUAAGUGGACCACGCCAUAUUUACAAGCAAUGGUGUUCUUGGGGCAUCGAAUCAUUGGAGUAUUCAGAAGAUUUAUUAACAGCGCAUGUGGGACAGCAAAUUAUUGGUGCUGCAGCGGCGUGGACUUGGAUUGAGAAUAUAUUUAUUGGGGUGAAACCAGUGAAAGGCUGCUCUUAUAUACAACGUUUAAACAAUUUGUAUUUUUAUCCUGGAGUGAAGCAGCAAAUCAAGGACUAUUUCUUGGGGCUUGAGUUUAGUAUUCUCGAUUACAUCAUAGGUGGGAAGUCAUUUGACUUUAGUAGUCUCUAG